Messenger RNA from Penicillium odoratum, 1527 nucleotides. Its product is annotated as MFS sugar transporter-like protein. Gene Ontology annotation, molecular function: carbohydrate:proton symporter activity. Bases 1 to 1527 code for a protein of 508 amino acids. The transcript has 6 exons. Gene Ontology annotation, cellular component: membrane. Gene Ontology annotation, biological process: transmembrane transport; carbohydrate transport. The record is from RefSeq and is a predicted model, not a curated record. Lineage: Eukaryota; Fungi; Ascomycota; Eurotiomycetes; Eurotiales; Aspergillaceae.
AUGCCAGGCAUAUUUCGAUCGUCUGAAUUUAUAACCCUGCUGCUUAUACUGUUCUCGUACUUCAAAGGGCCGGUCCAAGGGCUAAUCAACCGAAAGACAUAUGGCUAUGAUGGCUCCAUGAUGAAUGGACUCAAUAUAUUACCCUCCUACACAGAAUAUUUUAGCCUGAACUCGGUGACCACAGCAUUGAAUACGUCAGCUGUUGGUAUUGGCGGGGCUGUGGCCGGUUUCUUCAAUGGCCUUAUGUGUGAUUGUUUUGGUCGACGUUUGACCCUAUUCUACGCGUCUUGCAUCACUCUGGUAGGCAUUGCCAUCCAGUCUGCUGCACAGAAUAUUGGAAUGUUUCUCGCUGGACGUUUUAUCAUUGGGUUUGGCGUUGGAAUUUCCUCCACGGCCUCUCCAACCUAUCUAUCUGAGACAGUGCCUGCUAAGUGGCGCGCAUUUACCCUUGGGCUUUUCUAUGAUAUCUGGUAUGUUGGGGCCCUGAUUGCUGCUGGGGUAACCUACGGGACUGCUACGAUAGAUUCAACCUGGGCUUGGAGGAUACCAUCCAUUCUGCAAGGCCUAUUCACUAUCAUUUGUAUCGUCAUUUUACCAUUUGUCCCAGAGUCCCCACGAUGGCUUGUUUUCAAAGGUCGCAACGAGGAAAGUAUCAAGGCAUUGGCGGCGACACAUUCCAAUGGAGAUAUCAACGAUCCCAUGGUUUUAGAGCAGUUUGAUGAAAUUAAAGCGACGAUACAAUUCGAGCAGAACCAAGGUGAAAAGUUGACUUUGUUGGAUACCAUGAGAACACCUUCGAAUCGAAAGCGAAUGAUGCUUGCUAUGUCGGUUGCUGUCUUUUCAAUGAUAUCCGGGAACAACAUUAUUUCAUACUAUCUCGGUGACAUGCUAGACAACGCUGGAGUAACCGACACUACGACUCAAUUGGAGAUCAACAUCAUCCUGAAUUGCUUUUGUCUAGUUGUCAGCCUCGUUGGAUCAACCUUCGCUGACCGUCUGGGUCGACGAUUCCUGGCAAUAAGCAGCACUGCGCUUCUUACCAUUUUCAUUUUUAUCCUUGGUGCAUUGACGAAGCUAUAUGGCACUUCUACUAAUAUGCCCGGUAUUUACGCAACCGUAGCAUCUAUCUUCCUUUUCCAGGGAAGUUACAGUUUUGGUUGGACUCCAUUGUCAGUCAUGUACCCUCCUGAGGUGCUGCAUUUUUCAAUCCGGGCUAAUGGCAUGGGUUUGUAUACAACUUUGUCUUCUGCAUUUGGGCUGUUAGCCACAUUUGCUUUUCCCAUCGGGCUCGAAAGGAUCGGAUGGAAGAUUUAUAUGAUUAAUGGUGUUUGGGAUGUAUUGGAGCUACUCUUUGUAAUUUUCUUCUGGGUAGAAACUAAGGGCAAAACGCUUGAAGAGAUUGAUAGUCUGUUUGAUCCUACCAAGCAUAAUGACUUGGCCACUCUUGAGAAAAACGCCGGUGAAGUCAUUAUCGGGCAAGAGGUAGUUGAGGCCCAGACUGAGUUGCCGAAAAAGGAAAGAUAUUAG